This is a messenger RNA of Suricata suricatta (meerkat), 2350 nucleotides long. RefSeq names its product AKT serine/threonine kinase 1 (gene AKT1). The transcript is spliced from 13 exons. The record is from RefSeq and is a predicted model, not a curated record. NCBI's taxonomy places the organism in Eukaryota, Metazoa, Chordata, Mammalia, Carnivora, Herpestidae. Bases 163 to 1578 code for a protein of 471 amino acids. Gene Ontology annotation, molecular function: ATP binding; protein serine/threonine kinase activity. Gene Ontology annotation, biological process: protein phosphorylation.
AGGAGCGGCCGCAGGACCUGGAGCAGAGAGAGUCCCCUCUCAACAACUUCUCUGUGGCACGCACCGUCCCCAUGAGGCUGGUCCCAAGCCCCUCCUGGCACCUGGCCCCUGGUUCACCACUUCCUUACACUCUGCCGAGGUUGCCAGGGCCCAGGCCCUGGAAUGUCAGAAGCGCCUGCACAGGCCCCGAGGCCCUGUCCACUCGCGCGGGCUCGGCGGCACGGCCUGACUCAUUCCCCGGCCCCCCGGCCCCUCCCCCGGGGCCCGGUGUAUCCUCACGGCUGCUGUGCUCGAGCUGUGUGUGCACCAGAGUGUCAGCUGAUGAAGACAGAGCGGCCCAAACCCAACACCUUCAUCAUCCGCUGCCUGCAGUGGACCACGGUCAUCGAGCGCACCUUCCACGUGGAGACCCCCGAGGAGCGGGAGGAGUGGACCACUGCCAUCCAGACGGUGGCCGAUGGGCUCAAGAGGCAGGAGGAGGAGAUGAUGGACUUCCGGUCGGGCUCACCCAGCGACAACUCGGGGGCCGAGGAGAUGGAGGUGUCCCUGGCCAAGCCGAAGCACCGUGUGACCAUGAACGAGUUUGAGUACCUGAAGCUGCUGGGCAAGGGCACGUUCGGGAAGGUGAUCCUGGUGAAGGAGAAGGCCACGGGCCGCUACUACGCCAUGAAGAUCUUGAAGAAGGAGGUCAUCGUGGCCAAGGACGAGGUGGCGCACACGCUCACGGAGAACCGUGUCCUGCAGAACUCCCGGCACCCCUUCCUGACGGCCCUGAAGUACUCCUUCCAGACCCACGACCGGCUCUGCUUCGUCAUGGAGUACGCCAACGGGGGCGAGCUCUUUUUCCACCUGUCCCGUGAACGGGUCUUCCCCGAGGACCGCGCGCGCUUCUACGGCGCUGAGAUCGUGUCUGCCCUGGACUACCUGCACUCAGAGAAGAACGUGGUCUACCGUGACCUCAAGCUGGAGAACCUCAUGCUGGACAAGGACGGGCACAUCAAGAUCACCGACUUCGGCCUGUGCAAGGAGGGCAUCAAGGACGGCGCCACCAUGAAGACCUUCUGUGGGACACCCGAGUACCUGGCCCCAGAGGUGCUGGAGGACAACGACUACGGCCGCGCGGUGGACUGGUGGGGGCUGGGCGUGGUCAUGUACGAGAUGCUGUGCGGCCGCCUGCCCUUCUACAACCAGGACCACGAGAAGCUCUUCGAGCUCAUCCUCAUGGAGGAGCUCCGCUUCCCGCGCACGCUCAGCCCCGAGGCCAAGGCCCUGCUCUCGGGGCUGCUGAAGAAGGACCCCAAGCAGAGGCUGGGAGGGGGCGCGGAGGAUGCCAAGGAGAUCAUGCAGCACCGCUUCUUCGCCAGCAUCGUGUGGCAGGACGUGUACGAGAAGAAGCUCAGUCCACCCUUCAAGCCCCAGGUCACCUCAGAGACAGACACCAGGUAUUUUGAUGAGGAGUUCACAGCCCAGAUGAUCACCAUCACGCCCCCCGACCAAGGCGACCCCGUGGAGGGCGAGGACAGCGAGCGGAGGCCCCACUUCCCACAGUUCUCCUACUCUGCCAGCGGCACGGCCUGAGCAGGCCAGCAGUGCGCUCCCGACGCCCGAUGCCGGCCCGGAUGACCUGGUCCCUAGUUCGCGCUGCAUCCGGGAGGAGCCGCCUCGGAGCACGAUGGGAAGGCCUUGGUGCUGCGGGCGAGGGACCCGCCAUGGAGCGUCUCCUCCCAGCCAGGCCAGGCUGGGCGGGAAGCGUCUUGCAGGUCUUUUUAAUUUAUUUCAUCUAGCUCUCCAGACAUGCCCUUGGCCUUCAGAACGAUUAGAUUCACAUAGGAAACGGUCAAGGACUUCUCCAGCCACGUGCAAUUGGGGGCCCAGGAGGGCUCUGCCUCUCCAUCCCUCCAGUCAGCUGUCCCCGGCUGCCACCUGUCUGGGCCCAGCGGGGGCUCCAGGAGCACUGGGCAGUGACGUGCUGGCCCGGCCCCCGCACCCUGCCAGGGAGCAGCUCCUGACCGGGGCCGGGGCAGAGGCCGGCUGGGGGCCGAGGAGCGAGGUUGCUGUGUGACACACGAUCACGUGCAUUUGGGGUUUUUUAAUCUUGGUGACAAGAAAGCCCCUCCCUCCCGCCCUCUUUUCCCUCUGGGGCACCGCCUUGACAGUGUCCCCAGGUAGCACUCUUCCGUAGAGAAGCUUCACUGUCCCGCCGCGUGCCAUGUGCCCUCCGGAGGGGCCUUGGGUGUGACCUCCGGGCCGGACCCGCGCUGUAGCAGGGCGCUUUUUACAUUCGACUUUACUAUUUUUACUAUUAUGAGACUCCCUCCAAAUUCCCCAAUAAACACUGCUUUUCAACUCC